UAUAGCGGCCUGAUAAAAUUUGGCGAAAAAUUACAAUACAAUGGGCUCUGCGACUGCGACGUAGCUCCGUACUCCGUAGCCCUCAGACCGCGACGUCGCCCAGUGCUGCCUCCUGCCUCGCCUGCGACGGGUUACUGCGAGCCCCUACUCCCACCGGCCCACCAAAACACACUCAACAGGGCACAGGGCACAGGGCCUAUUCACCGCGGGCCGCGGCGAGUUUCAUCCCGGAGCCGCGCUAUCUCCGCCCCGCCCGCGCGCCGCGCGCCGCGCCACCCUAUAUACCGCGCCGCGCUCCACACUCCGCACAGUUCGCCCGCCUCCUCUCGCGACACCGCACCUGCUCACCGACCAGACAACAUGAAGUCCUUCCUACUGAUCGCCGCCUGCCUCGCCCUGGCGUCCGCCCGGCUCGUGCGCCGCGAUGCGCCCACCGUGCUGCAGGACAUCGAGAAGCACGCCAACGAGUUCCAGAAGACGUUCAGCGAGCAGAUCAACGCCCUCGCCAACUCCAAGAACACGCAGGAGUUCCAGAAGGCGCUGAAAGACGGCUCCGACACCGUGCUGCAGCAGAUCUCCGCCCUGUCCGCCAGCCUGCAGAGCGCGCUCAGCGACGCCAACGGCAAGGCCAAGGAGGCCCUGGAGUCGAGCCGUGACAGCCUGCAGCGCACCGUGGAGGAGCUGCGCCGCGCGCACCCCGAGGUCGAGCAGCAGGCCACCGCACUGCGCGACAAGCUGCAGGCCGCCGUGCAGCAGACCGCCCAGGAGACCCAGAAGUUGGCUAAGGAGGUCGCCGCCAACGUGGAGGAGACCAACGCCAAGCUGGCCCCGCAGAUCAAGCAGGCGUACGACGAGUUCGUGAAGCAGGCGUCCGAGGUGCAGAAGAAGCUGCACGAGGUUGCCACCAAGAACUAGGCGCCCCACCUAUAAUUGCGUUACACAAUAUAGCGACUACUCCCAACGACAA
Messenger RNA from Aricia agestis (brown argus), 967 nucleotides. RefSeq names its product apolipophorin-3-like. The transcript has 5 exons. Gene Ontology annotation, cellular component: extracellular region. The coding region runs from base 361 to 915 and encodes 184 amino acids. Gene Ontology annotation, biological process: lipid transport. The record is from RefSeq and is a predicted model, not a curated record. NCBI's taxonomy places the organism in Eukaryota, Metazoa, Arthropoda, Insecta, Lepidoptera, Lycaenidae. Gene Ontology annotation, molecular function: lipid binding.